AUUUUUACAACCCCUCUCGCUCCUCCAUUCGCACUGUACAGAAAUAUUUCAUCAUGGCGCCGGGAAACGGCCCUCAACUUCGCGACAAUGUCUCCCGGGUUAAGCAGUCCUCGCCCGCAGGAAAGUCCAUCUUCGUGGGUCUUCGUGCUGCAGACGUGUUCUGGCAGUACAACUUGCUCUAUCGAGGUUGGGGUAUCCGGUUGAUCGAGAAACUCGGCGGUCAUUCUGUGCAUUCCUCUCUGGUCCUCAAUCCUCUGACCGUCACCGGGCUGCAGCCCUAUUAUGGGUUGGUAACUCUUCUAUCGCUGGGCAGUAGCGUCAAGCAAAUAGUGCACAUUAUCCUUGUCUCCGAACAGGCAAUGGAUGUUGGCUCCGGUUGUACCAUUGGCUUCUUUAAUACCAUUUUCAACACUAUCAACACGCUUCUGUCUCUCUGGGCAGUGGCCUCCCCGGCUGCAUCCAGCCUCGAAUCGACAAGCUUGCUUGAUACAUUUUCAUCUCCAUUGAUUGCUGUCGGAUCGACUGCCUAUGCCAUCGGUCUUUUGGCCGAAGCAACAUCGGAGUUCCAACGCAAGGCGUUCAAACAAGACCCUAAGAAUAAAGGAAAGCCUUAUGGCGGUGGUCUCUUCUCUCUUGCCAUCAAUAUCAAUUACGGAGCCUAUACCACUUGGCGAGGCGCUUACGCCCUGAUCUGUGGAGGUAUCCUUUGGGGCGCAACGACCUUCGGUUUCUUCUUCCGUGAUUUUGCUACCCGGGGAGUGCCCGUCUUGGACGAGUACAUGUCUCAAAGGUACGGUGAUGCGUAUCGAGAGAUCAAAGCUCGCGUUCGAUACUCGUUGAUCCCUGGUAUAUACUAGGGCCUGGGGCUGUUAGGCAAGGGAGGAUGUAUUGAGGCGAAUUAGUGGUUCGCUGGCUAGAUGAGUCGUUAAUCUAUUGCCAUAUCUGAUACUGCGGUAUAUGCACGCAAGCUCUGAGACCGUGGAGAAUUUUGGUGUCCCGGAGGCCACACUGCAUAAUGAGGCCACCGCGUUGCUACGUACUUGAAUGCAACGUCUCACUUGUUCUGGGUGGGAGCAAGCAACCCACUCGAGAACAGGCUAAAAAUUG
Messenger RNA from Aspergillus steynii IBT 23096, 1107 nucleotides. RefSeq lists its product as uncharacterized. The coding region runs from base 54 to 857 and encodes 267 amino acids. The record is from RefSeq and is a predicted model, not a curated record. Lineage: Eukaryota; Fungi; Ascomycota; Eurotiomycetes; Eurotiales; Aspergillaceae. The transcript has 2 exons.